CUCCUAUGGAAGGAUAGGAGGAAGGAGAGGAGAGGAGAGGAGGUUGCUUUCUGCUGUUGCUGGGUGGGCAGCAUCGCGAGCGAGGGGAAGGAAGGAAAGGCAGCUUUGACCGGAGUGGAGUGACCCCAACAACCCUUCUCCUCUCCUCUUAUUGCCACCACUCCACGUCUCCGCCAAACUGACAGAGGUGGAGGCAGGCAGAGGGAGAUCUGCGAGAGAGAGUAGUGAUGAUGGAGAGCCAGCCGCUGCAGGAACCGACGGCCACGGCUCCGGCUUCAGGAGCAGAACCAGCCGGAGCUCCGCCCGCCGUCGUCCCCGGCAAGGAGUUCACCCGCACCUGCAAGGGCCUGGUCGUCGUACUCAUCGGAGGAUACGUGCUGCUCCAGCUCCUCCCUUCCUCCCUCAACUACCUCGCCAUCAUCCCCUCAAAGACAAUCCCAUAUGUAUGGACCGUCUUCACGGCUGGUUACAUCGAGCAAGUCCUUCCAGGGGCUAUUGGCAGUUCUCUUGGUCUUCUCUUCUGCGGGAAGGACAUUGAACCAGUAUGGGGCCGCAAGGAGUUCUUGAAGUUCAUUAUUUUGGUCAACUCCAUAUGCGGUGUCCUCGCAUUCUGCAUUGCUAUUGCACUGUACUAUGUCACUGGAAAGGAGAGCUUCCUUAUCACACCACUUUCUGGCUUCCAUGGUUGCCUUGCUGGUUUUCUUGUGGCCCUGAAGCAACUCUUACCAAACCUUGAGCUCCCCAUGUGCUUUUUCUGGAAAAUAAAGGCAAAGUGGAUGCCAUUCUUUGUCGUAUGUUUCUCAACUAUCAUGGCCUUCAUCGUUCCUGAUUCCAUCAACUUCCUUCCAACUUUGGUGUCCGGGAUGUAUGUUAGCUGGCUGUACCUGAGAUACUUCCAAAGGAACCCACUGACAGGACUGAAGGGUGACGCAAGCGAUGACUUCUCUUUCCCCAGUUUGUUCCCAGAUGCCUUCCGACCAGUCACAGACCCUGUCGCCAACCUGUUUGAUCGGAUGCUGUGUGCAAGGUCUAGGCCUUCUGAACUGGCCCUCCCAGUCGUAGAUCCCACCAAGGCAUCAAGAAGAAGGGAGCGUGGCGAGAGGGUUCUUGAGGAAAAGUUGGCAGCUGAUCAUGCGGCUGACACAGAAGCCCCAGCUCAGAGCCAUGACACCGCAGAAGAUUGAGAACUUUCUCCUGCUCAGCAUCUUUAUAGGAGCCACGGCUUCCCUCCACAGUUGUAACUCUGCAGAUCUGUGUUCUGGAGAGUGCAUUCAGUUUACGGCGAACCAAUAAUAUGAUGGCUUACUCUCUUACUUUUUCUCCUUUUUGUUUCUUCGUUUGCGAAGAUUUAUUGGUUAAAUUCUGUCAUAGUCCGAUUAUUAUUACAGUGAAAGAAGAAAAGGGUGGCAUUCCCAGCCAGAUGUAAUGUAGAAAGAAGAAUGGUUUGUCACUAUCAUUGUUGAGAUGAUUUUGUUUUUCUAGUGAACGUGAUUUGAGUCGAUAA
Molecule: messenger RNA, 1504 nt
Organism: Phragmites australis (common reed)
Lineage: Eukaryota; Viridiplantae; Streptophyta; Magnoliopsida; Poales; Poaceae
Product: rhomboid-like protein 19
Exons: 8
Coding region: 228-1184 (318 amino acids)
Biological process (GO): retrograde vesicle-mediated transport, Golgi to endoplasmic reticulum
Cellular component (GO): Golgi apparatus; membrane
Source: RefSeq, a predicted model, not a curated record